GUCUGAAAACAUUUAGAAUUGCCUUUUUAUAUCGGCACAGUAAAAUUCUGAAUCACUUACUCUUAAAUUGUCUUACUGUUCAGUGGUUUUGUGUGAAUUAUUUUUUAAAUUACCAAUCGCCAUUUUCCUGUAGCGGCAAGAAUGUUAAUUCAAUCAUUAUGGUGUAUUUUAUUAACAAGUUUUAAGUGUACGUGUUUUAAUAUUUUGACGACUGAUGAACUUGAAAACCACAUCAGCCCUGAAGAUUUAAGGGAAUUUUUGAAAUAUGGCGACGUACUCCCAAGCUCUACGAAUAGUCCAGAAUAUGUUGGUUACGCUGAUUUCGAAGACACAACAUCUAAGCUGCCCGUUCCAAAUACAGUGGACUGCUUUGGCUUAGGCAACUUCAUAAAUAAACUUGGGUUUUUGAACAUGAAGCCCGGAUCAUCCGACAGUAUUAACACACAUUUCUACUUCUCUUCUAGACAACAACCUCAAAGGGUUCAGGUAUUCCCUGGAGACCAGUUUGGACUGGAGUGGGUAGAUUUUGACCCAAGCCGAAGAACCGCCAUGAUAGUACACGGAUUCAUGAGCCAUAGCAACGCAUCGUGGGUUCGUGAUAUGACAAGUGCCUUAUUAAAUUGGGCGGACCUUAACGUGAUCGCCGUGGACUGGAGCAAGGGAGGCGAUACGUGGAAGUACUGGCGCGCUGUUGCCAAUACAAGACGAGUUGGCUCCGAUGUUACUGGGUUCAUGCGCCAACUCAUAGCGGUGACUGGUGCCAGGUUGAAAGACUUUCAUUUCAUAGGACACAGUCUUGGAGCGCAUAUAGCUUCAUACGUCUCCUUCCACCUAGGCAGAGUUGCCAGGAUUACGGGUUUAGAUCCAGCUCAACCAUGCUUCGGCGAUUCAAGUGCUGUGGAAAGAUUGGAUCCCUCGGAUGCUGACUUCGUGGAUGUUAUUCAUACCAAUGGCCGUCUUUUAAAGAAGAUUGGCUUUGGAUUACCCGAUCCUAUAGGCCAUGCCGACUUCUACCCAAAUGGAGGAAUGCAGCAACCAGGCUGCGUAAACCGAACAAAGUCUCUAUGGUCGAAAUUGAUUCCUUUUUCUGCUUCACGUCUCCAGCAAGCCAUAUGCAGCCACGGAAGAGCGUAUAUGCUAUUUACGGAGUCAUUGAUAAAUGACAACUGCACGUUCAGGGCUUACCGGUGGAAUUUGACAUAUGAAGGAGUGAAUUCAAGUUUGGUAGCGGCCUGCGAUCGUCAAGCAUCAUGUGCUGAAAUGGGAAUUAAUGCUAUCGGUGGAGUAUUGAGGCAGAAGGCAAAGGGGCCAUACUUCGUGCUCACUACUGAGAGAGAACCUUAUUGUCCUACAGAAUGGCAACGCCAGCACCCUCGAACUGACCUCCUCCGAGACUUGAAGUUCGGUUUCCGAAUCGACAGAUCGGUAAAACCGAACGUCACCCAGGCGUACGGAGACCCAUUUGAACCGACCACAGAGAAAAGCUGGUUCCGAAGAAUACUUUCGUUUGGUUAAGACUGAUUGUUAAAUUAUAUUAUUGAUUAAUUUACGUUUAACUUAA
This is a messenger RNA of Pieris napi, 1561 nucleotides long. RefSeq names its product pancreatic triacylglycerol lipase-like. Bases 142 to 1515 code for a protein of 457 amino acids. Gene Ontology annotation, biological process: lipid metabolic process. The transcript has 11 exons. NCBI's taxonomy places the organism in Eukaryota, Metazoa, Arthropoda, Insecta, Lepidoptera, Pieridae. The record is from RefSeq and is a predicted model, not a curated record. Gene Ontology annotation, molecular function: lipase activity.